UGCACGUUACCUGGGGCAGGAUCUGGUCCUCCGCGCUUCUUCUUCUCUCCGAUGGGCGGUCACAAUAACAAGAGCCGCCGGCCGAGGAACUCCGUCUCUCGCCGGGGGAAGCCUGGAAGCAAACUUGAAUUCCAGUUGGAUGCUGAUCAUGAAGGGGAGUCUCUACCAACUCAUCAAGGAGAAACUAGCGAGGAAGCUCAUGUUCCAAAAAUUCAGCUGGCAAUGUGGGAUUUUGGGCAUUGCGAUGUGAAAAGGUGCACAGGACGUAAACUAUCAAGAUUUGGCUUUUUGAAGGAGUUGCGGGUGACCAGUGGCUUUGGGGGCAUUGCAUUAAGCCCUGUUGGUACUCAAUGCAUCUCAAAGGAUGAUCAUUUGUUAAUCAAAAGAAAAGGUCUUGCUGUUGUUGAUUGCUCAUGGGCACGCCUCAAUGAUGUCCCUUUUGUGAAGCUUCGCUGUGCUGCCCCUCGACUCUUGCCAUGGUUGGUUGCUGCAAACCCAGUAAACUAUGGACGACCGUGUGAGUUAUCUUGUGUUGAAGCAUUGUCAGCAGCUUUGAUAAUAUGUGGGGAAGAGGAAACUGCGAAUCUAAUUUUAGGCAAGUUCAAGUGGGGUCAUUCAUUCUUGUCUCUUAACAGAGACCUUCUUAAGGCGUACUCCAAUUGUGAGAAUGGCUCCGAGAUAAUAUCUGUUCAAAAUGAAUGGCUGUCAAGCAACUCAAGAAUUCCGAAGGCAACUCCUUGUGCGGACGUAAUUGAUGGGAAGCUGCCUAAUUGCAAUGACGGGUCCGACGUUGACUCUGAAGACGGACUCCCGCCUCUCGAGCGGAACUUGAAUCAUUUGACGGUGGAGGACAGCGAUGAAAGCAAUGAAGAAAGUGAAUGAAGUAAUGCAAUGAAUUUUGGAAAUGCACUUUGUUUUCAGUUUUGGGAGCUCUGUUCUCUGCUUGUAAUUUCAAAUGUUUUAUGGCGCUUGUUCUUGCAUUUCAUGCUUUUUUUGUUCCAAACUACGAACAGUGAUCAGCUUGAGAUUGUUAAAACCAAUUUUGUUAUAUAUAUAUACAUCUUAAGAA
This is a messenger RNA of Dioscorea cayenensis subsp. rotundata (Guinea yam), 1069 nucleotides long. Its product is annotated as 18S rRNA aminocarboxypropyltransferase. Gene Ontology annotation, biological process: maturation of SSU-rRNA. Lineage: Eukaryota; Viridiplantae; Streptophyta; Magnoliopsida; Dioscoreales; Dioscoreaceae. The record is from RefSeq and is a predicted model, not a curated record. Gene Ontology annotation, molecular function: rRNA small subunit aminocarboxypropyltransferase activity.